CCUAAGAAUUCCUCAAGCAGCAGGGGAAGGGGGAGGUGGGGGCGGAGCCUCACCUGUCCACACCUGUAGAGACUGGAGACCACUGCUCGAAACCUGCACUGACUUUACGGGCAGAACCUGAGAUUAACUCAUGUGGAUUCAAAUGUACAGGAGAGGAUUUGUCUGAUGUGCUUUCUUGUGGAUCGCCUUCGACUUUCAACGUCCACCUGAAGGCGGAAGUGAGAGGAGCAAACAUGGGCAGUAAGGAGCAAUAUCAUUGGCUGGCCCAGAACGUGAAGGUGAGCGGCGUGGAUGACAUGGUGCUCCUGUCCAAAAUCAAUGAAGACGCCAUCACGGACAACCUGAAGAAGAGAUACAUGGACGAUUACAUUUUUACCUACAUUGGACCCGUUCUGAUCUCCGUCAACCCAUUUAAACAGCUUCCAUAUUUUACUGAACGAGAAGUGGAACUCUACCAGGGAGCGGCCCAGUAUGAGAACCCGCCUCACAUCUACGCUCUGGCUGACAACGUGUACCGCAACAUGAUGAUUGACUGCGAGAACCAGUGUGUCAUCAUCAGUGGCGAGAGCGGGGCCGGAAAAACCGUGGCCGCCAAAUACAUCAUGAGCUACGUGUCCAAGGUGUCUGGGGGCGGAGCUAAGGUGCAGCACGUCAAGGACAUCAUCCUGCAGUCCAACCCCCUGCUGGAGGCCUUUGGCAACGCCAAGACGGUCCGGAACAACAACUCCAGCCGCUUUGGCAAGUACUUUGAGAUCCAGUUCAGCCGAGGAGGAGCUCCCGAUGGAGGGAAGAUCUCCAACUUCUUGCUGGAGAAGAGCCGAGUGGUCUCGCAAAACUCCGGGGAGAGGAACUUCCACAUCUACUACCAGCUGCUGGAGGGAGCCAGCGGGGAGCAGCGGCAGAACCUGGGAGUCACGACCCCGGACUACUACAACUACCUCAACCAGUCAGGAACGUUCACGGUGGAAGACGUCAACGACAAGAAGGAGUUCUCUGACACCUUGGGUGCCAUGUCCGUGGUGGGUCUGUCCGUGGAGGAUCAGGACUAUGUUCUUCAGCUGGUCGCAGCCAUUCUUCACUUGGGGAACAUCAACUUCCGGGAGGAGAACAACUUUGCCGUGGUGGAGAGUUUGGACUUUCUGGCCUUCCCGUCCUUCCUGCUCGGGAUCAAUCAGGACGCUCUGUGCAGCAAACUGACCAGCAGGAUUCUGGACAGCAAGUGGGGCGGAAAGACCGAGUCCAUCUCGGUCACCCUGAACACGGAGCAGGCCUGCUUCACCCGAGACGCCCUGUCCAAAGCGCUCUACAGCCGCCUCUUUGACUUCCUGGUGGACUGUGUAAACAGAGCCAUAGAGAAGGAGCAAGAGGAGCUCAACAUUGGUGUUCUGGACAUCUAUGGCUUCGAGAUCUUCCAGAAAAAUGGUUUCGAGCAGUUCUGCAUCAACUUUGUCAACGAGAAGCUGCAGCAGAUUUUCAUCGAACUUACGCUGAAGGCGGAGCAGGAGGAGUAUGUUCAGGAGGGGAUCAAAUGGACACCCAUCGAGUAUUUCAACAACAAAGUUGUGUGCGACCUCAUUGAGUCCAAAGUGAAUCCUCCAGGCGUCAUGAGCAUCUUGGACGACGUGUGCGCUACCAUGCAUGCUAAAGGUGACGGCGCCGACCAGACCCUGCUGCAGAAACUGCAGGGUCAAGUUGGUUCACAUGAACACUUCAGCAGCUGGAACAGAGGAUUUGUCAUCCACCACUACGCCGGCAAGGUGUCGUACGACGUCGGCGGCUUCUGCGAGAGGAACAGGGACGUAUUGUUCAAUGACAUCAUCGAGCUGAUGCAAGGCAGCGAGUUUCCGUUCAUCAGAGCGCUGUUUCCUGAGAACCUGGAGGCCGAGAAGAGGGGACGUCCCUCCACGGCCAGCAGCAAGAUCAAGAAACAAGCCAACACUCUGGUCAAGACCCUGAUGAAGUGUACGCCUCACUACAUCCGCUGCAUUAAACCCAACGAGACCAAACGUCCACACGACUGGGAGGAGAACCGAGUCCAUCACCAGGUGGAGUACCUAGGCCUCCGGGAGAACAUCCGGGUCCGCCGAGCGGGAUACGCAUACCGCCGCGUUUUCAAUAAGUUCCUGCAAAGGUACGCCAUCCUCACCAGGGAGAGCUGGCCUGCCUGGAAAGGUGAGGAGCGCCAGGGUGUCCUUCACCUUCUCAGCUCCGUCAACAUGGACCAGGACCAAUUCCAGCUGGGAAAGAAAAAAGUCUUCAUCAAAGCUCCGGAAUCGCUCUUCCUGUUGGAGGAGAUGAGGGAGAGGAAGUACAAUGGUUACGCCCGAGUCAUCCAGAAGGCGUGGCGCAAACAUGUUGCCGUCCGCAAGUACGUCAAGAUGAGGGAGGAAGCGUCCGACAUCCUGCUGAACAAGAAGGAGCGCCGCAAGAACAGCCUGAACAGGAACUUUGUGGGAGACUACAUCGGCACCGACAUUCACCCGGAGAUCCGUCAAUUUGUCGGCCGCAGAGAAAGGAUUGACUUUGCCGACACGGUGGUGAAAUUUGAUCGCAGGUUCAGGACGGUCAAGCGCGAUCUCAUCCUGUCCCCCAAGUUCUUGUACCUGAUUGGUCGAGAGAAGGUGAAGCAGGGACCAGACAAAGGUCAAAUUCAGGAGGUUCUCAAGAGGAAGAUGGAACUCAACAGUAUACAAUCAGUUUCCUUGAGCACACUCCAGGACGACAUCUUCAUCAUCCAUCAAGAGGAAUAUGACAGCGUUCUCCAAAGUGUCUUCAAGACCGAAUUCCUCAGUCUGCUAAUCAAACGUCAUCAAGAGAAAACUCAGAGGAAUCUUCCGCUCAAGUUCAACAACCUCCUGGAGUUCAAAGUGAAGAAGGGCGGCUGGGGUCCGUUCAGCUCGUCAGGGUCCAGACAGAUCCAGUUCCAGGUGGGCCAGGGGGACGAGGCAGUGCUGAAACCCAGCUCGAAGGUUCUGCACGUCUCCAUUGGAACGGGUCUGCCCAAAAACUCGCGACCCACCAGGAGGGACAACCGCAAGAGUCUCUGCAGGAAGACUGGAGCUCCACCAAGCAACCACAACGACCUGGGUCAUCGCCACCCAGGCCCGGUGACAAGCCAAGGAGGAUCCUCCAGACGCUCCUUGACAAGGCAGCAGUCCAGCAUGGAGCAGCCAAGUCUACCCCGCCUCCAGAGCCAGCACAGAACCGAGAGCAAGGACUCUCGGCACGUGGACAUGGGCUUCAUGGGCGUCCCAGAACAGGGCGCCGCAGGACUGCAGCGGCGGCGCUCCAAGGAGGUGAAGCCGGUCCCUGGCGCGGGCCGACCCAAACCAGCUCCCAAGCCCAAGCCCCGGACCCCGCAGUGCCGCGCCUUGUUCGCCUACGACGCCCAGGACACGGACGAACUAAGCUUCAACGCCGACGACGUCAUCGAGAUACUGACCGAAGAUCCGUCCGGAUGGUGGUUUGGACGCCUGCGCGGUCGGGAGGGGAUGUUCCCCGGGAACUACGUGGAGAGGAUCUAGCAAAGGUCAGAAGUCAUCUCUCCUUUGCUUUGCUCCGCUGGAACCAGGAGGCUAUUGACGUGCUGAAAGCCACUUUAGUGUUGAUUGUUCAUUUCUUCAUUCUCUACUUUUGAAAUGUGACUGAAAAUGUCAAAACAAAAUUCACCUCAGUGUAAUAAAAUAAUUUCUUACAAUCUGA
Molecule: messenger RNA, 3702 nt
Organism: Entelurus aequoreus (snake pipefish)
Lineage: Eukaryota; Metazoa; Chordata; Actinopteri; Syngnathiformes; Syngnathidae
Gene: myo1eb
Product: myosin IEb
Exons: 27
Coding region: 234-3524 (1096 amino acids)
Biological process (GO): actin filament organization; vesicle transport along actin filament
Cellular component (GO): plasma membrane; myosin complex; vesicle
Molecular function (GO): actin filament binding; ATP binding; microfilament motor activity
Source: RefSeq, a predicted model, not a curated record